AUGAUUAUAGGUCCUAGGGGAGUAUCAAGGUCUCUACAUCAAGUUCAGUUGUGUCAUUGUUCCACUAAUGAUAUUUUGCGAGAUUUAGAAAGACUAUAUAAUCAUGAGUUCGAGGAUACAGAUACGUUUCGUAAUGGAUAUUCUGUCGAAGAUAAAAAAGCUCUAGAAAUAGUUAGCAGUUCGUUUAGAUUGGAGGGUGGUCAUUUCCAAGUUGGUCUACCAUGGAAGUAUGAUAAGCCUAGACUACCGAAUAAUUUGGAACUGGCUGAACGCAGAUUAGAAUGCCUAAGGAAGAGGUUUAUGAAAGAUAACAGUCUUUUGGAGAAAUAUCAAGUUGUGAUUAAUAAACAUUUAAGUAAGGGCUACAUCAUUGAAGCUAGUGAAGAGGGAUUUGACUGUGAUGCUGUUUGUUGGUAUAUUCCUCAUCAUCCUGUUAUCAACCCUAAAAAGCCUGGAAAAUUGAGAAUUGUUUUUGAUUGUGCGGCUGUCUAUCAAGGUUGUUCUCUUAAUGACCAGCUUUUGAGAGGACCGAAUACUGUAAAUAGUUUAAUUGGUGUACUCCUACGAUUCAGAUUAGGUAACGUAGCAUUAGCUGCUGAUAUUGAAGAGAUGUUUCUUCAAGUAAAAAUUCCGAGACAAGACAGGGGAGCAUUUCGUCUAUUGUGGUGGGAAGACGGUGAUAUACGACGAAAGGCUAAGGAAUAUUGUUUAACAGUUCAUCCGUUUGGAGCCGUGUCCUCUCCCUUUUGCGCUAAUUUCGCUCUUAAGAAGACGGUAGAUAUAUUUGGUAAGGAAUUCAAUGAAGAUAUCCAGGAUGUCGUAGAUAGGAGUUUCUAUGUCGACGACUAG
Schistosoma bovis is the source of this 849-nucleotide messenger RNA. Lineage: Eukaryota; Metazoa; Platyhelminthes; Trematoda; Strigeidida; Schistosomatidae. The record is from the annotation of a GenBank genome assembly.